Molecule: messenger RNA, 132 nt
Organism: Phytophthora nicotianae INRA-310
Lineage: Eukaryota; Oomycota; Peronosporomycetes; Peronosporales; Peronosporaceae
Exons: 2
Coding region: 1-132 (43 amino acids)
Source: RefSeq, a predicted model, not a curated record
AUGCUCUAUCUGCCUCUGAACUACAAGCUGCUGUCGGGCAAAACGCUCAACGUCUGGGCUCAUCUCACUCCGUCGUUGCUGCUAGAGAUCGUGGCGCGUCUGAGAGAGCCCUCCCAGGUAUUACGAAGUUAA